Messenger RNA from Podarcis lilfordi (Lilford's wall lizard), 40487 nucleotides. The record is from the annotation of a GenBank genome assembly. Lineage: Eukaryota; Metazoa; Chordata; Lepidosauria; Squamata; Lacertidae.
GUGAAAAGGAAAGCGGGCGCUCUGAGCUCCUGGAACUACAGCUCCCGUCAUGCAUUGCGCUGGAGAGAGCUAGAGACCAAGGGGCAACUUCCGCAAAGAGUUCCCUAUCUCUGAUGGGCUGAGCUUUUGCAAACCGGCAGCCUCCAUUGGCUGCCAGGCGACCCUUCUGGAGGAAGGGGGAGAUCAGGGGAAGACGCGGGGGCGCAUUGCAUGAGUUUUUUGCAUGCUUUGCAGCCGAUUGGUCUGCGUGCAUCGGGGAGAAUUGGGAGCAAGCUGGGGAAAGGAGCAGAGGAGGUGAGAUUGGGGAGGGCUGUGCAAAGGGGGCUGGGGCAACUGAGUGGGUAGAAGGGCUGCAACUCCGUGGGGCAGCUGCCAUGCGUGCAGAAGGCCCCCCCGUGCAAUCUCCAUCAACCCCAGGCAGAGCUGGGAAAGUCUUCCUUCCUAAAACCCCGGAGAAUGCUGCCAGCCAGUGCAUGCACUAUUGAGAUGGGGGGGGUUAAUGGCAAGGCUCUACCUAAGGCGUUUUGCAAAGGGCCGCAUGCAACUCGGCGCCAGGGUACCUGCUUUGCAUGCAGAAGUCCCAUGGUGCAAUAGCCAGGUAGGGCGGCCGGGGGCAAACCCAGGCUGAAAGCCUGGAGAGCGGCUGCCAGUCAGUGCAGGCACUAUGGAGGUAGGUGGACCAAUGGCUAAGCUCUGCCUAAGGCAGUUUGCUAGGCCUCCUAAAGAGCAUUUUGGGGAGAGGGGAGGUUCGGAAUAAUGGAUUUGAAAGUCUGCAGCGGGAAAUCUGGAGGGUUUAGUGAUGGGGGAAAAGGAAUUUUCCAUGCUUACAAAUGUGAAAGAUCAGAAAAGAGAAAGGCUUCUUUGUGUUGGUGAGGAGAUGAGCUUGUUGGCCUCAAUUCGAUCCGAUAUAAAUGAGAUUACCUGGCCAAGGCAAGCUUGCACCUCUCACUGCCUGUAUGCAUACUUAUGGUACACAUGGAAGAGGCUGAAGUAUAAUUAUAUUUUGGGAAUGAUCCAUGUUAUUAUGCAGCUGCCUUUUGUUAUACAUCUGGGAUGUUUGCAAUAUUCUAAGGGGUUUUUCUGGCUUUAAGCAAUUUUGCUUGUGUGCACAAUAGCCAGGAACGUACCCCAUGCAUAAGACAAGAUCUACCUAGAUAUAAAUGCACCACUCAGGGUAGCUUGAAGCAUAUAUAUAGAUAGAUAGAUAGAUAGAUAGAUAAAAUUGCAAGAGGCAGGAGUUAAAAUCACAAAAAUCACUUUAUUAAGGUCUGCAUGAAUUAAAGGGUCUUUGGUUCUUUUUUAUUCUUUUUUUUUUGUUACAGUGGUAUCUCGGGUUAAGUACUUAAUUAAUUCUGGAGGUCCGUUCUUAACCUGAAACUGUUCUUAACCUGAAGCACCACUUUAGCUAAUGGGGCCUCCCACUACCGCCACGCCGCUGGAGCACGAUUUCUGUUCUCAUCCUGAAGCAAAGUUCUUAACCUGAAGCACUAUUUCUGGGUUAGCGGAGUCUGUAACCUGAAGCGCAUGUAACCUGAAGCGUAUGUAACCCGAGGUACCACUGUAUAUGCUUUAUUGAUUUAAAACUUUAUAACAAAAAUGCACGAUAGUUGUUAUAGACAAAAUAAAAAAUAAACAAUUAUUCGUACUUGCUUUGUAUACCCAUUUCUAAUUAAAUUUUGCGAGACUUCCGAUCUCCCCCUUGCGUUCCCAAAUUGAAUUCCCUAAACACGUGCUUAAACUUUACUUUCUCAGUAUUAUUUAACUUACUAUCCAUUUUAUUUAAUAAAAUUACCCUAUUUGCACGCCGAAGCUAAGUCAAUACCUGCCGAUGGAUUGAUCUUUUGACAAUGUUCUUUUACAGUGGUGCCCCGCAAGACGAAUGCCUCGCAAGACGGAAAACCCGCUAGACGAAAGGGUUUUCCGUUUUGGAGGUGCUUCGCAAAACGAAUUUCCUAUGGGCUUGCUUCGCAAGACGAAAAUGUCUUGCGAGUUCCUGCGGGGUUUUUUUCCUCCCCCCCCCCUUUUUCCCAAGCCGCUAAGCCGCUUAUCAGCUGAUCCUAAGCCGCUAAGCCGCUUAACAGCUGAUCCGCUAAGCCGCUUAACAGCUGAUCCGCUAAGCCGCUUAACAGCUGAUCCGCUAAGCCGCUAAUAGCGCUAAUCCGCUAAGCCGCUAAUGGGCUUGCUUUGCAAGACGGAAAAAACCGCAAGACGAAGAGACUCGCGGAACGGAUUCUUUUCGUCUUGCGAGGCACCACUGUACAUAGACACUAUAUAUGUCCCACUCUCUGAUAAAUGUUUCACCUGUAAUGUCUUGCUGGUAACCUCGCCAGGGUCUUUGGUUCUGAAUAGCUGUUACGUUCACAAUAGGCAGAGUUCCUAGCUGAGUUCAUCACAGUGUUGGGUCAUAUCAGAAGACCUUUUCCCCCUCUGCACAACUGAGUAACCAAAGGGGUCUUGGGCCUUUUGGGUUUUGUUUUGUUUUUUUGCAGGGUUGCAAGCAGUUGAAAGAAGGAGCUGAGCGAAGAUGUUUGGGGCGCGUUGUGUGCGCCUGGUUCUCCGCCGCUGUUCCUCUGCUCCCUGCCCCAAGCAUGCGGCAACUGCCAAACUGCUCCGAGUUCGAGAAGCGCUGGAAAUCCGAGACCCAUCAGGGCAGGACAUUAAAGUCCAGGUGGGUAAGGCAAGCAAGGGAGAGGGGUAGUUUGGAGGCUUGUUUUGUAUCUUGCCACACAUUUUUGUUGUUGUUGUUGUUUAGUCGUGUCCAACUCUUUGUGACCCCAUGGACCAGAGCACGCCAGGCACUCCUGUCUUCCACUGCCUCCCGCAGUUUGGUCAAACUCAUGUUUGUAGCUUUGAGAACACUGUCCAACCAUCUCGUCCUCCGUCGUCCCCUUCUCCUUGUGCCCUCCAUCUUUCCCAACAUCAGGGUCUUUUCCAGGGAGUCUUCUCUUCUCAUGAGGUGGCCAAAGUCUUGGAGCCUCAGCUUCAGGAUCUGUCCUUCCAGUGAGCACUCAGGGCUGAUUUCCUUAAGAAUGGAGAGGUUUGAUCUUCUUGCAGUCCAUGGGACUCUCAAGAGUCUCCUCCAGCACCAUAAUUCAAAAGCAUCAAUUCUUCGGCGAUCAGCCUUCUUUACGGUCCAGCUCUCACUUCCAUACAUCACUACUGGGAAAACCAUACAUUUACCCUGUCCUUACUCUGAGGAGCUCAGGACUAUGCAUAUUCAGUGCCAGAUUUAUGUAUAAGCUAAACAAGCUGUAGCUUAGGGCCCCAAUCUCUUGGGGGGCCCCCAAAAAAUUAAAGGGGGAAAAACUGGGUGUACAUUUCCAAAAUAGAAGAUAAAAAACAAAUAACAUAAAACCUACAUACAGCAAUAGUGUUUUGUGUUGUGUAGGCUCCUAUGAUGUAAGUCAUGGGCCCCGCCUGCUAGCCUGCUCCCUAAAAUAUCACUGGUUUGAUCAUUUCUAUAUAUACGGUGCCUACAUUCUACAUGGACGGUUAUGUGCAAAUGGCUUUAGAUACCUAUUAGGUCCAUAAAUACCAUAUAGCAUAUAUUCAGCACAAAAAGCGGCGGCAAUUUGUUGUUGACAAAGGACAGCUGGACAUAUAAAGGGCCCCAUUACCUUCAGUAGCUUAGGGCCUCAUCAAACCUAAAUCCGGCCCUAUGCAUGCUGUCCAAUGCGGCCCUCCGGGUUUCUCUGUGUGGCCCUUGGGAGUCUCCCCAGACCGCGCCCUCUCUCCCUAGGCCACACCCCUUUCCAGCCAUGCUCUUUUUGGUGUGUUCUUGCAUGCCUAGGCUGUGUCCAUGACCUCAUAAUAAAGCGUUCAAAAAGCUUAAGGGGAAAAAAUUAGAAAAACCUAAAAUAGAGUUUUGGUCAUUUAAAGUUUAUGAUUUUUCUAUUUCCUUCUGAGGAAACGGAAUAGUUCAGUGAAACGAGGUUUGUAGCCAGGAUCCCAUUAAGGCUUUGUUCUGUUUUAGGUUUUUCUAAUUUUAAUUCCUUAAGCUUUUUGAUUUUUAGUUGAUUUCCACAAGAUAAUAUUUAUGGUCGAUUGCUUCUUGUUUCAGGGAUUUUCACGGUAUUUCAUUGGUCCUUCUUCGCUGACUUGACAGGAAGGCUGAAGAAAUGUCUGAUUCAAGCUUCUCCUCUCUCUCUUAUCUGCUUCCAGGGUUGGGUCCGUUCUGUCCGCUCCCAGAAAGACGUUCUGUUUGUUCACAUGAACGACGGCUCCUCGUUGGAGAACCUGCAGGUGGUCGCUGACCCAGAAUUGGGACCCAGGUUGGCAGAACUUGCUGAAUUGGGGCCCGUUGCCCAUGCAUGCAGCCAGUUGGCAACUGAGAAUGGGCUGUGCCCACUACAGGUUGUAAGUGGGGGUGUCGAGUUUUUUAGCAGGUGUCAUACUAGAGUGAAUACUUUGAAUAAUUUCUUUUAUGUAACUGACAGGUGGGAAAAUCAGAAGUCCUUGUUCAUUUUUUCUCUCUUCUAUUUUUUAUCCUUUUGGUUUUUUAUCCCCCCCCCCCCCAUUUUUUUCCAUUUUUACUUGAAACUUGAAGCAAUAACAAUAUUUCAAAUAUAAAGAAGCAUGCAAUUAAUAUAGACUCCCCUCCCCCUCCCCUGCAUUUUAUUACAUUCUUUUCCACUACAUACAGUGGUACCUUGGGUAAAGUACUUAAUUUGUUCCGGAGGUCCGUUCUUGACCUGAAACCGUUCUUAACCUGAAGCACCACUUUAGCUAAUGGGGCCUCCUGCUGCUGCCGCGCUGCCGGAGUACAAUUUCUGUUCUCAUCCUGAAGCAAAGUUCUUAACCCGAGGUACUAUUUUUGGGUUAGUGGAGUCUAUAACCUGAAGCGUAUGUAACCCGAGGUACCACUGUAUUCUGAUUUCUCCCUAUACCUUAGAGUUGCUGUAUUUCAAAAAGUAAAAACCAGGACACUCCAAAAGUUGUUGAACUUUUUUAUUUAUCUAUCUAUCUAUCUAUCUAUCUAUGCCACGCCCUCCCAUCAGAUGUCAAGGAAAUAAACAACUAUGCGACUUUUAGAAGACAUCUGAAGUCAGCCCUGUUUAGGGAAGUUUUUAAUGUUUGAAGUUUUAUUCUGUUUUUAAUGUUCUGUUGAAAGCCACCCAGAGUGUACCUAUUUAUCUACUUACACUGGCAUGCUUUCAAACUGCUAGGUUGGCAGGAGCUGGGACAGAGCAACAGGAGCUCACCCCACUGCUGGGAUAUGAACCGCUGUCCUUCCAACCGGCAAGACCAAGAGGCUGUGGUUUAGACCACAGUGCCACCUGUGUCCCCCCCUUAGAUAAUUUAUGCCACCUAUAUAUCAUUUUCAUAAAAAAUUUCCUUCAGUAACAUGUGGUAAAUUUUAAAUCUUUUUUCCAUAGUUUUUCCCAGGUUCCUUAGGUGUUUUCUCUUUUUCUCUUUGCUUUUGUUUUUACUUAGAUUAGUUUCUCUUAUUUUAUCGUGUUAUGAAAAAGCUUUAAUAAAAUCUCAUUUAUUUAUUUUUAAAAAGUAUGCACAGUAUGAAAAUGGCCUGCAUGUCAUAAAUUCACAUUAUGAGCAAUUGAUUGCCUUCCCCCAGUGAGCUGACGUUUGGAAGUUCUGUCGAAGUCCAAGGGAAACUGAUAAAAAGUCCUCAUAAACGUCAAAAUGUCGAGCUGGCUGCAGAGAACAUUCGUGUGGUGGGCCCUUGCGAUGUCCUGGUAAGUGCAACAUAAUUUUUUAAUUAAUUUUUCUGUUUUACAAUUGUAAGUAUUCAUUUUUACAUCCUUAAGAUACCCAUGAUUUCCCUUCUUCUGUUUCCAUGGUUCAUUUUACAUAUAAUUCCCUUCAUAUUUUACAGAAACUGUUCAAUUCAGCAUUCCGUUAUUACAUCCAUCGUAACUCAUUUACACUGUUGAAUUUAUCUUCACGCUGCCGACGUUUUCAGCUGUACACAGUUAUUUCCCAUGUACUCAAUAAACGUUUUCUAAUCUUCUCUAAAUGUUUUUUCAAUUUAUUAUGAAUAUAUUUCCCAAUACUCUUUUACAAGUCCACCACAUAUGAAAUCUGCAGCAAUAAGUGCAACUCUUCCCAACUGCAGGAUAUGCCUGGUUGAUAAAUUUAUGCUUUUUCGUCAUCGUAGGAAACUCAAGCUGAUGCCUGUUUCCCUGGGAGUCAACCUCAUUAAACACAGCAGGACUUAUUUUGGAGAGAAUUUUUACAGGAUUAUAGCUGCUAAGCCAUAUUUUGAACUGUACAGGUGUUCUCUUUGGUUUUCUCAGGGUAUAUUAUUAUAAAUGGUUGUGGCUCAGGUGCCACUCAGUGCCUGGGUGACCUUCCAGCCUGUUGGUCAGUGUGCUGAAAGAGCUGAUCAGAAUACAAUCAAAUUAAGGGUGAAUAAACAUGAGCUUGUUGAGAGCCAGUGUGGUGUAGUGGUUAAGAGUGGUAGACUCGUAAUCUGGUGAAUCGGGUUCGCGUCUCCGCUCCUCCACAUGCAGCUGCUGGGUGACCUUGGGCCAGUCACACUUCUCUGAAGUCUCUCAGCCUCACUCACCUCACAGAGUGUUUGUUGUGGGGGAGGAAGGGAAAGGAGAAUGUUAGCCGCUUUGAGACUCCUUAAAGGGAGUGAAAGGCGGGAUAUCAAAUCCAAACUCCUCCUCUUCUUCUUAUGGCUCAGAAAUUAUUUCUCCUUUUUUUGGUGACUAUAUCCUUAUUAUAUUAUGGUGUUGGAGGAGACUCUUGAGAGUCCCAUGGACUGCAAGAAGAUCAAACCUCUCCAUUCUUAAGGAAAUCAGCCCUGAGUGCUCACUGGAAGGACAGAUCCUGAAGCUGAGACUCCAAUACUUUGGCCGCCUCAUGAGAAGAGAAGACUCCCUGGAAAAGACCCUGAUGUUGGGAAAGAUGGAGGGCACAAGGAGAAGGGGACGACGGAGGACGAGAUGGUUGGACAGUGUUCUCAAAGCCAGCAUGAGUUUGACCAAACUGCGGGAGGCAGUGGAAGACAGGAGUGCCUGGCGUGCUCUGGUCCAGGGGGUCACGAAGAGUCGGACACGACUAAACAACAACAUCCUUUGCCUUCAUUUAUUUCAGAGAUUUCUGUCCCGCCUUUCAAGACAUAGUUUUCUCAAGGCAGCUCACAACAAACAUAAAACCAUUUUCAAAUAGCAAACAUCCAUAUCUAAACUAGCACAACAGCACCAAUGAGACCAGCAAACCAAUACAGGAGUGACAGAAUCAUGAUUAAAAAAUAGAUAUUUUAAACAAGAGGAUCAUUAAUUGAAAAUCCAGUCCAUCUUCUCUCUAAACUGGCCCAGAGUGUGAUUGUUUCCUCUUACACCAUGUUGAUUGUUUUACUUCUUAGAUGGGACCACCUCUGAUAAUGAUUCUAGUCUCUAAUAAUGAUUCUGACUCAGAAAUAAUUGAUAAUUAUUGUUGGAUCUUUAGAUGAAGAUUUAUAUUUGUUACUGUAAGAUGCUUUGCUAAGGGAGCCAUAGCUAUGUAAGUAAAUUUAAUCAAAUUUUUAUGACAGAAUUCCCAGCUGCCUAGAAAUAAAUGUUUCUGGAAAGUUGAACGUUGAGGUUCUUUUUCCCCCCUUUUCCUUGUUAAUCACUCAUUUUCCCCAUCUGAGCAUGCCACCUUUUCUACUAGGGGACGCAAGUGAGUUGUAAAGUUGAGCUUACUCUGUUGUCUCUUCCUUGUUUCCCCCAUCCAGGCGUUCCCACUGAAGUACAAAACGCAUCACCCACUGGAUUACCUCAGGCAGUUCCCUCAUGUCCGAUGCAGAACCAAUUCCUUGGGCGCUCUCCUGAGACUCCGCAGCGAAGCCACGGCUGCAAUUCACUCCUUUUUUAAGGUGGGAUGUGAUACAUAGAUAGCAGUCAAGUACAACAUUCCUUGUUUUCCUAGAGUGGACAUGCAAAGGGACGUUUGGCCCAGCCAGUCGAAAACUUCCUGUUUCCUCCUGGCUGGGACAUACUUCUUGCAUGUGACUAGAGGUGCGUGUGACCUUACCUGCCCAGGUAACAAGAAGGCAAGGCACGCAGCACACUUCCUUGUUUUCAGUGCUCUCUGUCUGACCUUCUCCGUAGCUGGACCAGGAGCUUUUUAGCUAGAGAUGCUCUGUUGGCUUUCAGGCCAGUGUUUCCCACUUGUCAGUGUUUAUAAAAGGUAAAGGGACCCCUGACCAUUAGGUCCAGUCGUGGCUGACUCUGGGGUUGCGGCGCUCAUCUCGCUUUAUUGGCCGAGGGAGCCAGUGUACAGCUUCUGGGUCAUGUGGCCAGCAUGACUAAGCCGCUUCUGGCGAACCAGAGCAGCACACGGAAAUGCCGUUUAUCUUCCCGCCGGAGCAGUACCUAUUUAUCUACUUGCACUUUGACGUGCUUUUGAACUGCUAGGUUGGCAGGAACAGGGACUGAGCAACGGGAGCUCACCCUGUCGCGGGGAUUCGAACCGCCAACCUUCUGAUCAGCAAGCUCUAGGCUCAGUGGUUUAGACCACAGCGCCACCCGCGACCCUCAUCAGUGUUUAUACUAUUUAUUUUUUAAAUUUGCCUUGAGAGAGUCUUUAAACCUUUUUUGUUGACCACCAGCAUUACGCUUUCCAUUUUUAAGUUCAGAAUAGAGUAGUUGCUUUGGAAGAUGAUAAUCAGGCAUCCGCACAUGACCAGUCCAACAAAGUUGAUGUUGAAGAAUCAUCGCUUUGACACUGGUGAUCUUUACUUCUUCCAGUACACUGGCAUUAGUUCGCCUGUCUUCCCAAGUGAUGUGUAAAAAAAUUUGGAGACAGUAUGCAGUCUCUGACCACUGGGUGGCAGUAUUUGUGUGUUUAUUACUCCAGAUGGAUAAAAAAACUGAUUUUAAAUUUUUUUCUUUAUUUAGUUUUCAAAAGUUUGCAUACUUUACCAUCAACAACACCUUUUAUUUAUCCAUUGACUUCCCAUCCCCCCCUCGAUGGUGUUGUAUGUUUAUCUUUCAAAUGCUGCAUAUUUUAACUUGCAGCACUCCAUAUAAACACCCGAGAUUAAUGUUUUUCUACUGUUGCUCAUAUUUCAAAAUCCUGCUCGCGUUUUCAUGCAGUUAUAAUAGUUCUUUAAAUAUUCUGCGCACGGUUUCCAAUCCUCAAAGAAUGUAUAAUUCUUUCUGGUCCCUAAUCUUUGCGGUUAACUUUACCAGUUCCGCAAACUCCUGUCAUUUUAAUAAUUUUAAUUCUUCCUACCUCCCCUUUCCAUUUCUGUUCGUUCUUGCUGCUGCCAUUUCAUGCAUACAUAAGUUAACCAACUUUUUCGGUAUAUCCGGAAGAAACAGAUUUUAUUUGCAAGUGAUUCCUGCAAUGCCUUCUGCUCCUAGUUUUCAGUCUUCCUGCACCAGAGACGGAGCAUAUUGCUUUAUCCUUUUCGUAAACCACAGGUUUUGUUUUUGUAUUUUGAAUUUUUUUUACGAAAUUUUACGAAAUAAACAGGCUUGCUAAUUUAGACAUAUGCAAAUGCAAAGUUUGAAUCAAUUGCUGUAAUGCAGUAUGUCUUGCCAUAAGGGGGAGGCAACAAGCAUAAACCCCAAAAAAGGGUUCAGAUGUGAUAGAGGUAAAAAGAAAUAGGUAAAGGUAAAGGGACCCCUGACCAUUACGUCCAGUCAUGACUGACUCUGGGGUUGCGCACUCAUCUCACUCUAUAGGCCGAGGGAGCCGGCGUUUGUCCGCAGACAGCUUCCGGGUCAUGUGGCCAGCAUGACUAAGCUGCUUCUGGCGAACCAGAACAGCACACGAAAACGCCGUUUACCUUCCCGCCGGAGUGGUACCUAUUUAUCUACUUGAACUUUGACGUGCUUUCGAACUGCUAGGUUGGCAGGAGCAGGGAACGCGCAAUGGGAGCUCACCCCGUCGCAGGGAUUCGAACCGCCGGCCCUUUGAUCGGCAAGCCCUAGGCUCUGUGGUUUAACCCACAGUGCCACCCGCGUCCCUUCAAAAAGAAAUAGGAUACCUUAAAAAUGCAGCGCAAUAGGUACUGCUUUGGGGAAGGGCUGCCGUUCAGUGGGGGAGCAUUUACCGUAUUUUUCGCCCUAUAGGAUGCACCGGCCCAUAGGACGCACCUAGUUUUCAGGGGGGGAAAUCAAGGAAAAAAAUAUGAUUUCCCCCCCCGCAGCUCCGGGAGCAGCGGACAGGCUGCACGCUACUCCAAGACCUUCUCCCUGCUUUUGCGGGAGGUGGCGGAAUUCCCCCACCUCCCGCAAAAGCCCACAGGAGCCCCGCGCGACUCCUGCGGGCUUUUCGACCAGGAGGGAGAAGGGACUGAAACGGCCAGUCAGUCCCUUCUCCCUCCUCGGGGAAAAGCCCCCAAGAGCGGCGCGCUCUUUAAAGGGUGCGCGGCUCCUGCGGGCUUUUCUAGGAGGUGGGGGAAUUCCCCCCCUCGUAGAAAAGCCAGCAGAAGCCGCGGAGCCCCUUUAAGGAGCACGAGGCUUUUGCGGGCUUUUGCGGGAGGUGGGGGAAUUCCCCCAUCUCCCGCAAAAGCCCAAAGGAGGGUUGGAGAGUAGCGGGAGGGCAUCGCGCGCCUUCCCGCUGCCCCCCAUCCUCUGGGGCUGGCGAUGGGGGAAGCGCUGCUUUCCCCCACCGCCAGCCUCAAAGAGCAGACUCUCCUGGCUUCAGCGGAAGCAACGCGAAGCCUCCGGAGUGCAGGCUUCGGAGGCUUCGCGUUGCUAUCGCUGAAGCCAAGGAGUCUGCAUUCGCCCGAUAGGACGCACACACAUUUCCCCUUCAUUUUUGGAGGGGAAAAAGUGCGUCUUACAGUCCGAAAAAUACGGUACAUUGCAUGCAGAAAGUCCCAGGUUCAAGGGAUGCGGGUGGCGCUGUGGUCUAAACCACUGAGCCUCUUGAACUUGCUGAUUGGAAGGUUGGCGGUUCGAAUCCUGUGACGGAUUGAGCUCCCGUUGUUCGGUCCCAGCUCCUGCCAACCUACCAGUUCGAAAGCAUACCAGUGCAAGUAGAUAAAUAGGUACCACAGUGGCGGGAAGGUAAACAGCAUUUUUGUGUGCUCUGGUUUCCGUCACGGUGUUCCGUUGCUCCAGAAGUGGUUUAGUCCUGCUGGCCACAUGACCCGGAAAGCUGUCUGUGGACAAACGCUGGCUCCCUCGGCCUGAAAAGAGAUGAACGCCGCAACCCCAUAGUCGCCUUUGACUGGACUUCACCAUCCAGGGGUUCUUUACCUUUUUACCUUUCCCCAGGUUCAAUUCCUGGCAUCUCCAGGUAGGCCUGUGAAAGUCUCCCUACUUGAAACCCUAUAGAUUCACUACCAGUCAGUGUAGACAGUACAGUGGUACCUUGGGUUACAGACGCUUCAGGUUGCAGACUCCGCUAACCCAGAAAUAGUACCUCAGGUUAAGAACUUCGCUUCAGGAUGAGAACAGAAAUUGUGCUCUGGCAGCAUGGUGGCAGCUGGAGGCCCCAUUAGCUAAAGUGGUGCUUCAGGUUAAGAACAGUUUCAGGUUAAGAAUGGACCUCCGGAACGAAUAAAGUUCUUAACCCAAGGUACCACUGUAUUAAGGUGUCGUGGGCUUUGAAGACGCUCAAACUCAGGACAAAAGGGAGAAAUGUGCUAAGAGGAAGCCAUGCUUGGCAAACCCUCACCGUGAUCAACUCCCGCCUGGAAACCUAUGUCCCCACUGUGGAAGGACGUGUGGAUCCAGAAUUGGCCUUCACAGUCAUUUAUGGACUCACUGCUAAGAUCGUGUUCAUGGAAGACAAUCUUACUCGGCUAUGAGUGAUCGUCUAAGAAGGAGGAGGAAUAAUAAUGGCCUUGACACUCUCUAUAAGACUUUGCCAGGCCUCCUAGAGAUCUCUCUGCAGGCAGAUUCUGCACUUGCCUAGGGAAGUAUCCUUGAAUUGUAGAGUUGGAAGCGAUACACACACAAAAUAUUUUUUCUUUAAGCACAAUUUCUCCACAUGGUUGAGGUUGGGGAUUGGUAAUCAAAGCAUUCAAAAUGUCUCCAGUGCAAAAAUAAAUAAAUAUCAAAGUGAACUUUAAAAAAUCAAAGCCAAAUGCAGAUGGGGGGGCUGAUUUGCAAGGAGUGACCAGAGAGAGGCAUGUUUGCAUUUAUUUGUAAGUCCCAGGGGAGAUAUAGAAGCGGACUUCCUCUGGGAAGUUAUUCCAGAGUCCCGGCAAAGCUGCAUUUAAAGUCCAGCCUCUCUCCACUGAUGGGCCCGUCUCUCUUGGCACAAAAAAAGCCCUGCUGGAUCAAACCAAGGCUCCAUCUCGUCCGGCCUCCUGUUUUUAAUAAUAGCCAGCAGGAUGAUUCUGGGAAGCCUGAGGGCAUUUGGCUACAAACCACGGUGGCUAAAUGGAGCCUCCAGCUUUAAUGGCAGUCUACCCCUGAAUCGCUGUCUACUGAUGAUAAACAGUGGGGGAGAAGGUAAGAAGGGCCGUGAUGGAUUAGAUCAAAGACCUCCCUAGUCUCACAUCCUGUUGGCUGCUUAUUUCCCAAGCGUCCUGUUUGAAAGUGGUUAGUUUGCAAGUGCACGUUUGGAUAAUCUGAGCCUCUUUGAAUUACAUUUCUCUUCCACCCUACCUCCAAGGAGCUCAAGGGGACAUAUGUACAUGGUUCUUUGCCCCUCCUCAUUUAAUCCCCACCGCAACCCUGAGAGGUAGGUUAGCCUGAGAGUGAGAGGCUGCCCCAAGUUUACCCAGUAAGCUUUGUGGGUGAGUGGGGAUCUGAACUCGGCUCCCAAUACGCUACCCACUAUGCCACAUUCAGUCUUUUAUCUGGGCAGACACUCAAGUCGUCCAUCAGUAACUUGUAACUUUUUCUCCUUCUCAAAUCACUUUUUAUUUUUAUUUUUAGGAUAACGGAUAUUUGCAUGUUCACACGCCGAUAAUUACUUCAAACGACUGUGAAGGAGCCGGGGAAAUCUUUCAAGUAGAGGUAAGGCCCUUGAUAAUUCAGCAAUAAAUAAGCCAGAAUCAGGGAGUUGGAAGGGACCCCGAGGGUCAUCUAGUCCAACCCCCUGCAAUUCAGGUAUCUCAACUAAAGCAUCCCUGACAGAUGGCCACCCAGCCUCUUUGGGGACCGACUUUUUCUUCUUGGUUUCUUUUUUUGCCUGAGGAGCCACAUUCUCUCUUGGUACAGGAUCCCCAAACCCCAUCUGACUUGUUACACAUGCAGAAGUUUUCCUCAUUUUUGGUUUAGUCUUUGUGCAAAUAAUAAUAAUAAUAAUAAAUUCUUUAUAUCCCACCCUCCCCAGCCGAAGCUAGGCUCAGAGCAGCUAGCAACAGUAAAAAUAACAGUUUACAUAAAAUCACAAUCAAUGAAUUAAAAUACAUUCUAAAAUCAAUUCAUUCUAAAAUCAAUUCAGAGUCAAAUUAAUGGCAACCAUUGGGCUAGAGAUUCUAUGAGGGAUUACAGAAGGAGGGGGUCAGACUAUUUUGGCCAAAAGCCUGGUGGAACAGCUCUGUUGAGCAGGCCCUGCAGAAAGAUAUCAAGUCCCACAGAGCCCUAGUCUCUUGUGACAGAGCGUUCCACCAGAUUGGGGCCAUGGCCGAAAAAGCCCUGGCUCUGGUUGAGGCCAGCCUAACCUCCCUGUGGCCCGGGAUCUCCAAUAUGUUUUUAUUUGAAGACGGUAAGGUCCUCCACCGGACAUACCAGGAGAGGCGGUCCCAUAAGUAGCCUGUGUGCGUGUGUGAUUCCCACCAGCAAUAGUGUCACACAACAAACUGGUUUUGAAACCUAGGGAAGCAUCAACACAGUUUGAAGAGCAUCGCGGUGUGACACAUCGCAGUGAAUGUCUUCUCCAAAAUCCCUCCAGAGGCACCUUCGCAGGUAUCCCGUGGGGUGAUCGAAGGGGGCAGUGAUCCCUGCCUCUGUGUCCCUUUUGCAGGAGGGGGAGCGAAAUUCCUGCAAAAAAUAAUAAUAAUAAAGGUAAAGGGAUCCCUGACCAUUAGGUCCAGUCAUGACCAAAUCUUGGGUUGCGGCCCUCAUCUCGCUUUAUUGGCUGAGGAAGCCGGUGUACAGCUUCCGGGUCAUGUGGCCAGCAUGACCAAGCCACUUCUGGCGAACCAGAGCAGCGCACGGAAACGCCAUUUACCUUCCUCCCGGAGUGGUACCUAUUUAUCUACUUGCACUUUGAUGUGCUUUCGAACUGCUAGGUUGGCAGGAGCAGGGACCGAGCAGCAGGAGCUCACCCCGUCGCGGGGAUUCGAACCGCCGACCUUCUGAUCGGCAAGUCCUAGGUUCUGUGCUUUAACCCACAGCGCCACCCGCGUCCCUUCAAUAAUAAAGCUUAGUAGCAAAUGAAACCUUUUUUGUUUGCCCUAAAGCCAAAUGCUUCCUUUGAGCUUAAAGGAGAGAACCAGGAAGGCAGACAUCAAAGGGAAUCAUUGUUAUAUCACUUAGAGGAAAGCACAAAACAGGUAUUGACUGGGGGUUGUUCUUUAUGCCUGGAGUUAGUCUCCAAAGCCUUCCACUGCUCCAAGCUUUUCUGUUGUGUAUUGACAGCGCUUUCACCCCAAGAAGCAGAGAGGAUUUACUAAAGCCAUCUGCCAACCAUUCCCCUUCGAGUAAUAAUAAGGGAGAGGAUGUGAAAAGUAACAGGUAUUUUGUGGGUAGCAUUAGGUGUUUAAAGCUUAUAUUGGGCAGACGCUUGAUCAAACUGUUCUCUAAAUUGGGGGUGGGGGAAAUCAGACCCAGCAGUCAAAUUCUCUCUGUCUGGCCCUCCAAACCAACAAAUUUAAACUAGCACAGCGAAAAGUGAAGGAGCACCUUGUUGUGGCUUCCCUUUAUGAAAUGUACAACACAAUACCAUGACCUAUCCCUUCCCCAGCAGCAUACAAAUCAAUAUGGCUAAUCUGACCCUAUAGCUUCUCCAAACCUCACACAUCGAAACAAACCAUACAGCAACCAACCAGGAUCUGAACCCCCCAAAUUCUCUCAAAGCCAAUAAAAAGAAAUAGAUAUGUAAAUAAACGACCUACCCAAAUGAUGCCAACACAAAAACCCUGCACAAAAACUGUGCAACAGAACGAAAAAUCAUAAUCUCUCCCCUCUUUCCCCCAAGCCGCACAGUGUCUUAUGACAUUAGUGUGUCAUACCGAAUGUAAACGAGCUAUAAAAGUCUCUGUAAAUUGAACAUGGAGACACUGUACAGUGGUACCUCAGGUUAAGAACUUAAUUCGUUCUGGAGGUCCGUUUUUAACCUGAAACUCUUCUUAACCUGAGGUACCACUUUAGCUAAUGGGGCCUCCCGCUGCCGCCACACGAUUUCUGUUCUCAUCCUGAGGUAAAGUUCUUAACCUGAGAUACUAUUUCUGGGUUAGCAGAGUCUGUAACCUGAAGCGUAUGUAACCUGAAGCGUCUGUAACCCGAGGUACCACUGUGUGUACUUUUCCCUUUGUUUGUUUUGCAACAAAGGAGAAUCUUUAAUAAAAACAAAUUUAAAGAAAAGAACUGGGCCUAGACUGUAUGCCCUCACUGGUCCCGCUCUGUUUUGGCUCGACCGGGAUGUGUUCUUGAACUCUGAUGAUGCCUUUUGCUUGCCUAGAUGGAGAAUGGACAGGGCAGUUUGUGUUGGAAAGUAGCCUUUUACUUGUUGUUGGCAAGCAGGAAAUCAACGAUCUUCUUAAACAUGAACCAAACGCAUGCCGCCAGAGGUAAAAGGUCUUCUGCGGAUGGAUACGAUCAAACACUGCGGAUGAUCUUAGCUUGGACACUGCUUGCUUGCUUGUCUGCCUCGAGAGACAAUGGAGUGCACCUCCGGGGGUGAGGUCAAACUCCUCCGUUAGCAGCACCAAAGUGGCCUUCCCGGGGCGCAAACCUGGGCAGUGUGUAUGGAGGCUCUGGGCUACCCAGAUGACAAGACCCACCCCCCUCUUGGCCUCGCUGAUGUGGUCAAACGAAAGCAGAGCACAAGGCGUUUGGCACCAGCUUGGCUGCAGGAGUUGUCAGAAGGAGGCCCACAAGGCGCCGUCCAACCGCCAAAGGGACUCCACUCUGAAUUUGUGCAGGGUUUACCCCGAAAGGGACACGGGUGGUGCUGUGGUCUAAACCACUGAGCCUCUUGGGCUUGCUGAUCGGAAGGUUGGCGGUUCGAAUCCCUGCAACAGAGUGAGCUCCCGUCGCUCUGCCCCAGCUCCUGCCAACCUAGCAGUUUGAAAGCACAGCAAUGCAAAUAGAUUAAUGGGUACCACUGUGGCGGGAAACUGAACAGUGUUUCCAUGAGCUCUGUUUUCUGUCCCGUUUUGCGCCAGAAGCACUUUAGUCCUGCUGGCCACAUGACCCGGAAAGCUGUCUGUGGACAAACGCCGGCUCCCUCGGCCUGAAAGCGAGAUGAGUGCCACAACCCCAUAGUCGCCUUUGACUGGACUUCACCGCCCAGGGGUCCUUUACCUUUUUUUACCUUUACCCACGUUCAAUCCCUGGCAUCUCCAGGUAGGCCUGUGAAAGUCUCCCUGCCUGAAACCCUAUAGAUUCACUGCCAGUCAGUGUAGACAGUAUUAAGGUGUCAUGGGCUUUGAAGAUGCUCUAACUCAGGACAAAAGGGAGAAACGUGCUAAGAGGAAGGCACGCUUGGCAAACCUUCACCCUGAUCAGUUCCUGCCUGGAAAUCUGUGCUGCCACUGUGGAAGGACGUAAAAGCGUCCUGAAAGCGAGAUGAGCACCACACCCCAUAGUCACCUUUGACUGGACUUAUCUGUCCAGGGAGUCCUUUAUCUUUAUCUUUUUCUAGAGUUUACCCCUUAGCCUUUACUUCUCCCAAAGAUAUUCUGCAAGGCAGCAGAGGUUUAAGAUCAGAGUUUUCCUUCCUCUAGAUGGGCAACCUUCCCAGGUGGACAAGCCCCAUCUGCCCCUCACUUCCCUCUAUAUCACGUGCAGAAACCACCUCCUUGACCGUUCGUCCCCCUCUCGGUCUCAUCUGCUCAAUCUGCCGGAGCCCGCCUUUGUACACAGGGGAAGUCCCUAACUCACGAGGGUUUGAGACCCAUCGGCUACCCUCACCUGGUUUAGCUGGCCAGUUGAAGCCGUUCCUGGAGUGUGGCCGCUGUCACACGCUGACAGCUUCUAGGAGCCACAGGUGAGAGCAUGGACCAAAGGUAGACAAACUACAGUGGUACUUCGGGUUACAGACGCUUCAGGUUACAGACUCCGCUAACCCAGAAAUAGUACCUCAGGUUAAGAACUUUGCUUCAGGAUGAGAACAGAAAUCGUGCUCCGGCGGCGCAGUGGCAGCGUGAGGCCCCAUUAAGUAAAGUGGUACCUCAGGUUAAGAACAGUUUCAGGUUAAGAACAGAUCUCCAGAACGAAUUAAGUUCUUAACCCGAGGUACCACUGUACCCCUCAUGUCCCCCGCCAAAGGUACUACCUUCCCAUAACAACCCUUACCCCCUCAACUGUACAGAUAUUAAAUUUACACUUCUUGUUUCACCCACAUUGGCUUUUGGCUCCAUUCCCCAUGGGAGUGUGGCCCUCAGAAGGUUGUACAGAACGGAGUGUGGCCCUUAGGUUACAAAAAAGGAGGUUUUUUGUGUCCGCUGUAGGGCACUACAUUUUAUCUCCCAUCAAACAUGGAGCCAGCCCUUUAGAAAGAGCUCAGAUUUUUUCUGUGGCUUUCUCUUGCCCUUGGUGUAUUUUUCCGCCCUUAGCUGCUACAAAUAUCUCACCUCAUGGAGGCAGGGGAAAUAUUAGGGGGAGACCCAUUUGGCUUUCCUAUUUCUCUGGGUGUCUCAGGUGACUGAGGGAUGCGGUUGAAUGGAAGGUUUUGUUUGUUUCUACAAACGGAGAGUGAAAUCUUCGUUUUCCUUUCCAAUCCAGGGCCUUUUCUGGCGUCCACAGCGUAGCGGGCAUGUUAUUGUCUUGUUCCUUUUGAGGCAAGGCGUUUGAAAAAGAAAUCCAAAGAAUCCUUCAAUAUUUCAUCUUUUCGCCUUUUGUUUCCUCUCUCCUGCAUUUGCCUGAAAGCUUUCUUCAAUCUUCACCGGUGGCCGUUGCAAGGAAACGAAAAGCCCCUUCUUGAAAACGUUGCUCUUUGUUUUAAUUUUUGUGACAGAUGUUUUCAUCCUGACGCGAAACCUUCCUUCCUUCCAUGUCUGUGAACAGCACCUGUGGCUCUUCAAAGAGAGGGUUUUCUUUCUUUCUUUCAUCAGUUACUUCCAAGGGAACUCUCGCAACCCCCCAGCAGAACUGUGCAUUUAAACUCUCCUGAAUAUAAAUGUUCUUCUGGUGCUUAGCGUGAGAACUGUUCAAAAGGAAGUUUGAGGAGUGUGUCUGUGCACGACAACAAUGUGUGACACGGUUGUAGUUUUCCUUUAAUCUGUUCCAGUGUAACUCGCAAAACUGAGUCUCUAUAAAGGAUAACAGUGUUUUCUCUGGCUCACAGGUGCUUUUAGGCACGAUUCAGAACUCGCAUUUAUUCAUCGGGGAAUGUGGGCAAUGCAUGUAUGAUGUACAUGUCGCCGUUAAACAAUCUUUUUAUCCUCCAAAGACAUCAGCAGAAUACUAGGGCUGGCCGAUACAUCCAUAUAUUGUCUAAAACUGGUUUGAAGUCCAUACUGUGAUAUUGACUUCGUAGUUUUUGACCUGGCAAUAUAUCGUGAAUCAUGAUUUGUAUUUUAGGGCUGGGUGGCGUAGCUUCCAAAACCAGCUUCAAGUCCGUAUCAUGAUAAUUGGUUUCAUAAUUUUUGACCUAGCAAUAUAUUGCAAAUCAUGAUGUGUGUGCUAUUCAAGAAUCACAUUAUGGGGGAAACUGAAGCUACCCAGUGCUUCUACAUAACUCCAUCCUUAUUUCAGUCAUUGUAAUAUAUCAGUACAGUCGUACCUCGGUUCUCAAACGCAAUCCGUUCCAGAAGUCCGUUCGACUUCCAAAAACAUUCGCAAACCAAGGCACGACUUCUGAUUGGCUGCAGGAGCUUCCAAUUGGAAGCCGCGCCGGACGUUCGGGUUCCAAAGAAUGUUCGCAAAUCAGAACACGCACUUCCGGGUUUGUGGCAUCCAGGAGCCAAAACGUUCGAGUCGCAAGGCGUUCGACAACCAAGGUACGACUGUAUAUCAUGAUAUAUCACAAAGUUGGAAACCAGACAUCACCCACCCCAAAUGUAUUAUCUUCUCAGCAACCUUGUGGAGUUGAUUCGGCUGACAGGUUCCACAUCAACCGGGGAGUGUAAGAGGUGAGGGGUGAUUUGAACCCAGAUCUGCAUUCUAACCACUACACCGCAGUGGCUCUCCUGUGUAUAUUUCGCACUGGGAAGUCACAACUGGUGCAAGUCUCUCCGCCGCCACCCCACUCCCCGGGAUGCAUAUGCAAAGCGAAGUGUGUGACCGUUCAGACGUUCAGCCAAACUAUGGUUGGUGCCAACCACAGUUGAAAUGGAAACCGUGGUUUGGAGCUUCUGCACAUACCAACAUGCUGUAGUUUACGGCUGCUUGCCGCCUCCUGUUUUCCAUCUGAUCUGUACACUCACUUCUGUUGCGCUGUGGCCUCUAAAGGAGGCUAGCAAUGGUUGAUGUACUGCGGAUAUCACACAAGCCUUUGUUUGAACAAACCACGGUUUCUAGACACCGCAGCGAAGCAGCUCCAUCAGGGAGGGACGGUAGCUCCGUCAUUACAGCACAUGCUUUGUGUCAGACAGGACAUCACGUUUGGGGAAGGUGGAUGUGAUUUGACGAAAACUGCUUCGAUGGCCAGAUUUGAACCCUGGGCACGCAAUUUGGCCCAUGGGCUGGAGGUAGCUGAAGGUUCCCUACCCCUGAGCUAAUCAACAGUUUCCCGUUUUGUUUUGUUUUAAUUCUUGCAGUCUGCAAAUGAAAAGAGAGUACCUGGAGAAAACCCCCAUUUCUUUGACGUCCCUGCAUUUCUGACGGUCUCUGGCCAACUGCACUUGGAAGUGAUGGCUGGGUAUGGAUCUUGUUGGUUUUUUGUUUUCUGUUCUCGCAGUUGGGAGAUUUAAGGCUGACUGUGGGUGUCUGUGGGUGUGUUUUGGGCCCCGCGGUGGUUGUAAGGUGUUGACACAACGGAAAUAUCCAUGGGGUGGCCCUUGUAAAUGGCACUGGAAGCCCAGUCGUGGGUGAAAUCAUAUUGGAGGGACAAGCGUGAGCCCAAAUAUAUUUCUUUCUUUCUUAUAUAUUACAUUCGCGCUCUACCUUUCUUCCAAAGACCUCAAGGUGGCACCCAUACUUCUCCCCAUGUUAUCCAUGCAACAACUUGAGGAGAAGUAGGCUUGGCUGAGAGAGGGACCGGCCUAAGGUCACCUAGUGGCUGGGUGGGGAUUCGAACCCUGGUCUCCCAGCUCCUAGCCUGGUUCUCUAACCACCACACUGCCUCUCCCUGGUGUGUCUGGUUAACUUGCGAGUGGAGUAGGCAGGGGAACAGAGAAGCCAGGCAAAGGAGAGUCACGUGGUCUCAGUUUGAAAGAGUGCCAACUUCAGCUGGUGUAUCGCAGAAUCAUAGAGUUAGAAGGGACCCGGGGGUCUGUCGACAUGCAGAGGGGCCGGGAGGCCAUUUAGCAAGCCCAGCUCGGACGUCUCCUUCCAUCGGCCCGUGCUCCGACGUAAAUCAGCGACCCGAACUUCAAAAGCCAGGGCACGCAAUUAGCAGAGUGUGGUUCGCACACAGAGGUAGGUGUGAGGUGUAAGUCAUGCUGCAGCUGCAGAUUUAUUAAACACCGUAUUUUUCGCUCCAUAAGAUGCACCUGGUUUUUAGAGGGGGAAUGCAAGGGAAAAAUUUUUUUUAAAGGGAGCGCUGAGCAGAGCCUGUGUGCAUCCCAGGCUCUGCUCAGCGCUCCCUUUCACGAGCCGUGUGUGCUUGCAGGUUUUUCUCCCUCCUUGUGAUUUGUGAAAGGGUGCGCGGCUCUUAGGGGCUUUUCCCCGAGGAGGGAGAAGGCACUGACUGGCCUCCUCGAGGAAAAGCCCGCAAGAGCCGCGCGGAGCGUGUGUGUAGCUCUUGGGGGCUUUUCCCGCCUGCCUCCGAUCCAUAAGACACACACACAUUUCCCCUUACUUUUUAGGAGGGAAAAGGUGCGUCUUAUGGAGCGAAAAAUACGGUAAAUCAGAACAAAGAAACAUGUCGUCUCUCUCUCAUGUCGUCUCAGAGAGAACAGCAAAAGCUAUACACAAACGGAAGUUCCCAGCAAGCUGUGCUGGAAUGUAAACAGACAUGUGACACGCAGCAAUUCCACAUGCCUGUUCCUUAAGGUGGAAUGGAAAUGUCAGCAGGGUCGUCUAGUCCAACCCCCUGCAAUGCAGGAAUUCAGCCCACAGCUGUCCCUGAGUGGGCUCGAACCACCAACCUUCAGGUUAACCGCCAGACGCGCUGACCCAUUGCACCACCUCCAGGUCCAACUACACCCUUUUCUGGGCCACUGUGGCUUGGGUAAUCUCAUGUUUAGACUACUGCCAUAUACUUUGUGUGGGGCUUCCCUUGUUGUUGGUCCAGAGGCUGCAGCUAUUGCAGGAUGCCUGUUAACCACUGACCCUGUUUCUAAGGUCUUGUUACUGUUUCGAGGGGGGGGUUGUUAAUUGGGUUGGUUUUGCUUUUAUUCUGAUUAUGCAUUUUGUGUUUUCAUAUUGUCAUUUUAUCCUGUGAACCGCCCUGAGACUUGCGGGUAGAGGGUGGUGUACAAGUUUAAUAAAUGAAUAAAUAAUAAUAAUAUAAAAUUAUAAAGCUCUAAACUGCUCUGGAUCCAGGGUACCUGAAAGAUAAUAAUAUAAUAAUAAUUUAUUAGUUAUACCCCGCCCAUCUGGCUGGGCUUCCCCAGCCACUCUGGGCGGCUCCCAACAACAUAUUAAAAUACAGUAAUGCAUCAAACAUUAAAAGCUUCCCCAAACAGGGCUGCCUUCAAAUGUCUUCUAAAAGUCUGGUAGUUGUUCUCUUUGACAUCUGGUGGGAGGGUGUUCCACAGGGCGGGUGCCACUACCGAGAAGGCCCUCUGACUGGUUCCCUGUAACUUGGCUUCUCACAAUGAGGGAACCGCCAGAAGGCCCUCGGCUCUGGACCUCAGUGUCCGGGUAGAACGAUGGGGGGUGGAGAUGCUCCUUCAGGUAUACUGGACCAAGGCCAUUUAGGACUUUAAAGGUCAGCACCAACACUUUGAAUUGUGUUCAGAAACGUACUGGGAGCCAAUGUAGGUCUUUCAAGACCGGUGUUACGUGGUCCCGGCGGCCACUCCCAGUCACCAGUCUAGCUGCCGCAUUCUGGAUUAAUUGCAGUUUCUGGGUCACCUUCAAAGGUAGCUCCAUUUAGAGCGCAUUGCAGUAGUCUAAGCGAGAGAUAACCAGAGCAUGCCCCACUCUGGCGAGACAGUCCACGGGCAAGUAAGGUCUCAUCCUGCAUACUAGAUGGAGCUGGUAAACAGAUGCCCUGGACACAGAAUUAACCUGCGCCUCCAUGGACAGCUGCGAGUCCAGAAUGACUCCCAGGCUGCGCACCUGAUCCUUCAAGGGCACAGUUGCCCCAUUCAGGACCAGGGAGUCCUCCACACCUGCCUGCCUCCUGUCCCCCCCAAACAGUAUUUCUGUCUUGUCAGGAUUCAACCUCAAUCCGUUAGCCGCCAUCCAUCCUCCAACUGCCUCCAGACACUCACACAGGACCUUCAUCGCCUUCACUGGUUCUGAUUUGAAAGAGAGAGAGAGAGCUCUCUAAAGACCGGACUUUCUGCCCAUUGUGCAGUAAAGGCAUUAAGAUCAGACUAAUAAGCACAGUGGGACGCGGAUGGUGCUGUGGGUUAAACCACAGAGCCCUAGGACUUGGUGAUCAGAAGGUCGGCGUUUCGAAUCCCCGCGAUGGGGUGAGCUUCCAUUGCUCGGUCCCUGCUCCUGCCAACCUAGCAAUUUGAAAGCACAUCAAAGCGCAAGUAGAUAAAUAGGUACCACUUCGGCGGGAAGGUAAAUGGCAUUUCCGUGCACUGCUCUGGUUCGCCAGAAGCGGCUUAGUCAUGCUGGCCACAUGACCCAGAAGUUGUACGCCGGCUCCCUCGGCCAAUAAAGUUAGAUGAGCACCGCAACCCCAGAGUCAGUCACGACUGGACCUAAUGGUCAGGGGCUGCUUUACCUUUACUAAUAAGCACAGUAUCAGCUCGUUGUAAUAAGAAAGCCGCUUUUUCACUAUCGUCGAAUAUACUGCCUGCUGAAAUAUGAGUUGCCCCCAUCUGUAUUGGCAUUCCGCUGGGCUUUGAAGAUGCGUCCUUGAUCUGUCAACCUGAGCCAGCCCAUAACCACCCCACGUGACACCACGUAUGACAUCAGGUGUGGGGCAGGCAAAGACUGUGAUCAGGGCUUGUGAUCCAAGUCUGACACCAUUAAAUUUGACACCAAAAUUUGAAGUUACCUGCUGUAAGCGGGACUUGAAUUCAGCCCCGAUCAGCUGAUUGGUGGUGAUCUAUUGUUUCAGUUCUGCCGCACCCACCUGUCAAAUUAGCUCAUCUGGGAUGUGGGGGAUCUGACCCCUUGUUUUAGGAUUUCCCGUAAUAAUAAUAAUCUUAUAACGUAUAGUUUUGGUAUUUUGGUAAAUUGAACAGGAUGAAGAUGCUGUAAUGACGCAGCACACUAUUAAAUCAGAACUUUUUUAUUUUUCCAGAGAAUGAUAAAGUAUAGACACCCCACACAAGUAUAAUGAAGGGGACUCAUCUUCACGUCGGCCAUUAUUAUAGUGAUGUCCUUAAGAUGUUUCUUGGGUUUUUUGGCUUUUGUUUUGUCUCCACUACCACCACCAAAAAAAAAAACCCUUGUACCGGACUUCAAAAUAAACAGUCAGGGCUCUUUGAGUACGGGACACAAUGUUAUUGCUUCACACCCUGUCCUUCAAGAACAUGUUCUUUUAUUAUUUAAGAACAACACCAGGCAUCUUAAGCCUCUCGAAUGCAUGCUAAAUUUAGACGAGCUAAAUUUAUCCGCUUGGAGAGAAAUUCUUCUUCUUUCGAGCCAAAAUGACAUUCCAGGCUUUUCAGCCUUCAAGAAAGGGCCCGGAAAAAGGGGUCUUAAAACAGAUUACAAGGAAGUGAGGCCAGUUGCCUCCGACAGCGCUCUCUUUUUCUCUGAGGGGAAAAAAAGACGCACUAAGGAUCUCGGUAUCCGUGUCUUCAAGUGGGCAAUGGCCGCCAUUUUUUAUCGCCACGUUGUGUCCCUUUCUUGCCAAAAGGCACUUGACAAAUAAUGAAUUGAAGAACGCGGCCGUCUCACGAUGGCUCGAUUCACACUUUUUGGGUGGGUUCGGGCAAACAUGUUCUUUCAGUAAUGUGCUAAUAAUUAGAAAUUACAAUUGUAAUUAUUUUAUUGUUUAUAUGUGGCCCAUCUGACUGGGUUGCCACAGCCAUUCUGGGCGGCUCCCAAUGAAAUGAAGUUACAGGGAACCAGGCCUUCUUGGUAGUGGCACCUACCCUGUGGUACGCACUCUAAUAAUAAUAAUUUUUUAUUUAAACCCUACACUUCCCGGUUCAAAAACCGGGCUCAGGCCGGCUAACAACAAAUUUAAAACACUUAAUUGUAAAAGCAGCAUAAAAUACAGUAUAAAAACAUGAAUAACAAUAAAAUUCAAAGUUCAGAAAUCAAUUUAGGGGAAAUCCAUCUAAGAAGCAUUAGAUAGUCACCAGGGCUAGCUGGCUGAAUUUGUCCUACUUGGGCCAGCGAGGAGGCCAGGGGAGAAUUAGCUGUGGGGUCUCAGAGUGGGUGAUCUUCAUAAAAUGGUAGGGGGAGGGAAGAGAAGGGAAAUAAAAGAUCAGUCUGAAUUCAGUUUAAAGGCCAGGCGGAAUAGCUCUGUCUUACAGGCCCGACGGAAGGAGGUUAAAUCCUGAAGGACCCUAGUCUCAUGGGACAGAGCAUUCCACCAGGUUGGAGCCAUCACUGAAAAGGCCCUGGCCCUGGUGGAGGAUAGUCUGACUUCCAUAGGGCCCGGGACCUCUAAACUAUGGUUAUUCAUGGACCUUAAUGUCAAGGAGAUAAAUAACUACACAACUUUUAGAAGACAUCUGAAGGCAGCCCUGUAUAGGGAAGCUUUUUAAUGUGCAGUGUUUUACUAUGUUUUUAUAUAUGUUAGAAGCUGCCCAUUGUGGCAGGGGUAACCCAAUCAGAGGGGCAGGGUACAGAUAAAAUUAUUAUUAUUAUUAUUAUUAUUAUUAUUAUUAUUAUUAUUAAUAAUAAUAAUAAUAAACAAUUAGUGGAAUACAGUAAGAGCUGUUCAGCAGUGGAACAGAUUCCCACAAGAGGUGGUGGGCUCUCCUUCCUUGGAGGUUUCCAAGCAGAGGUUGGAAUGGCCAUCUGUCAUGGAUGCUUUAGCUGAGAUUCCAGCAUUGCAGGGGGUUGGACUAGAUGACCCUCGGGUCCCUUCCAACUCUAAGAUUCUAUGAUGAUGAUGAUAACAACAACAACAACAAUUAUAUGCCCUUCUAAGUUGUGCAAACAUUUUAAGGAGUCCUGCUUACGGGCCAAGAAAAACGAGCUUUCUGUCAGUUUGGCUACUGGUCGCUUUUGAUAUCUGGCUGGCUGCUGUCCACAAGUCCCCCAGGAAGGGGUGAUACGGGCAAAUAACUAAUUAGUUAAAUAAGAUAAAAGGCAAAAGCAUUCUGCCCCCGGUAGUGGAGGGAAAACACAGCCCUAACUGAAUAAUAAUAAUAAUAUUAAAAUUUAAUUUAUAUCCCGCCCUCCCCAGCCAAAGCCGGGCUCAGAACGGCUAACAGUAAAAAUAGCACAGUUUACAUAAAAUCACAUUCAGCUAAUAGAAAUACAUUCUAAAAGACAGCUAUCCAUCUUUCCCUUUACUCUUUUCUAGGCACCAUGUUCCCAGCUCUUUCCACCAUUUCCCCAGAAUCCUCUGCAGGUCAAUGGGGUCCCUCAGCCUUGUGGAAAUGGCUGGUUGUGCGCAGAUAGUUUGCCUUAAUAACAUCUCUGCUGCUUCUUAAUUAAGAUCGGCAGGGCACGCGGCUUUCUUCCCCGACAGUAAAUUCCAGGUUUGCAGAGGACAAAGGGAACAAUGGGGUCCUUUUCUUCCUUUAGGUGAUUGGAAAUAAGAGGGAAGGCUCGUUUGGGGGGCGGGCGGAGGUUUUUCUGCCCCUGAAAAACCGCUUUGUACGAGAUGCUCCUUGCGCCUUGCGCACACAAACCCUACAGAUCUUCACUGCAUUUUCUUAUCUGCAAAAUACACAGAUCCAGAAAUCUUUCAUUGGUGUUUACAAAGCAUUAGCAGCUGGGGGUGAGGCAGGGGCUGGGAGCUAAUCCUGCAACUAUGCAGUGCGGAUUAUUGCAGGGUUACCUCAGAAAUCUGUGCCAGGAUAGCUUGGGGGACAGAUUUGGCGGGCAACGCAUAUGCAGUUUUGGCAACCCCUGUUCUUUAUUCCUUGUCGUCCGUUCCAGCUUGUGGAGGAAGGUAGGGAGAGAAGUCUUGACAUCAGGACAAAAAAACAAACAAACGCUGAACUCAUGUUUGAGGCGUGAUUUUCUCCUUCAGGAAGAUUAGACAAAUCCAUAGAGGAGAGGGAUAAAGAUGGCUGCCAGCUGCAAUGGCUGUGCUCUGGCACCAUAGUGGAGGCAGGAAUGUUUUUUAAGUACAGCGGCACCUUGGUUCUCAAACUUAAUCUGUUCCAGAAGCCCGUUCCAAAACCAAGGCGUGCUUUCCCAUAGAAAGUAAUGCAAAAUGGAUCAAUCCGUCGCAGACUUCUAAAAACAACCCCUAAAACGAUUUAACACAAACGCAAUUUAACACAAAUUUUACUAUGUUAACGAGACCAUUGGUCCAUAAAAUGAAAGCAAUAAACAAUGUACUGCAGUCACACAGUCAGUCAAUUAAUCAGGAGCUGGACUGGGUUCUUCCACACAGUCACAAAAACAAACAAAAAGGAGCCACAAAAACGCAAAAUAAAUAGCAAAAGCAGACAGACCUCAGCGUAACACUCAAAUCGGAAGUGUGGCACUCAGAUCAGAAGCGUAACACUCAAAACGUUCAGCUUCCGAAAACAGUUUACAAAGCGAAACACUUUGCGGUGUUUGGGUUCCAAGUUGUUUGAGUACCAAGGCGUUUGAGAACCAAGGUACCACCAUAGGAGGGGAGAGGGGUCCUUUGCACGAAUCCUGCUUGCCUGUUUCCCACUGAGGGAUCUGAUCAACCGCCCUGAGAACAGGAUGCUGGACUAUAGAUGGGCUUUGGUGUGUUGCACAACCAUCAUGCUUCUCUGAUGUCCCUCUCUGCAAGGCUGUUGUGCAGAAGUUGGAGCAAAACUUCAACUCUGCCUCUCCAUAGGACAGGACUGUUUCUUUAUGACUGAAAUAAUUUCAGUCAAAACGUUAAGAUUAGAUGGGCCAUUGGCCUGAUCCACCAGACUCUUCUUGUGUCGGCAGGUGGCUUGCAGAAAUUCAAACAUGCAGUACAGUGGUACCUCGGGUUAAGUACUUAAUUCGUUCCGGAGGUCCGUACUUAACCUGAAACGGUUCUUAACCUGAAGCACCACUUUAGCUAAUGGGGCCUCCUGCUGCUGCCGUGCCGCCGGAGCAUGAUUUCUGUUCUCAACCUGAAGCAAAGUUCUUAACCUGAAGCACUAUUUCUGGGUUAGCGAAGUAUGUAACCUGAAGCAUAUGUAACCUGAAGCGUAUGUAACCUGAGGUAUCACUGUAUACAGAAUUUAACCGUAGAUCUGAACAUGGAAGAAUAAAAUGCUAGAGCAGCGUUUAAGGCGCCAAGACUUCCUGAUGUUAAGUCAUUUCUAACCCAGAGUCUGAAACUUAGUACUGACAUGGCCUGCCUGGUUUCUAAUCUGGGGGAUGCCGUAGAAUUGAGCCCAGUACAGUGGAACCUCCACUUACGGACAUAAUCAGUUCUUGAGGUCGAUCUGGGUUGCCGGUAGAAGCGCCGUCGUGCACAGGGGCAUUCGGCGGCAGUGCGCUUCUGCGCAUGUGCAAACGGCAGAAGCUGCUGCUGCACAUGCACAAAUUGGAGCAAACCCAGUAUUUACUUCCGGGUUUGCCGCGGUCGCAACUUGGAUCAGGCCUAAGUAGAGGCGGUCGUAAGUAAUAGUAAUAAUAAAUUUUAUUUAUACCCUGCUCUCCCCGGCCAGAGCUGGGCUGAGAGCGGCAAACACCAAUAAAAUCACAGUAAAAAACAUAAUGGGGGGAGGAAACCAAUUUAAAAUACAGGUUAAAAUGCAAUUUAAAAUGCAGCCUCAUUUUUAAAUCAAGACCAUAAGGGGAGGGAAACAUAAGGGUCAGACUGAGUCUAAAUCAAAGGCCAGAAAAGAACAGCUCUGUCUUGCAGGCCCUGCGGAAAGAUGUCAAUAAUAAUAAAAUAAUAAUAAUUUAUUAUUUAUACCCCACCCAUCUGGCUGGGCUUCCCCAGUCAAAUCCCACCGGGCAGCACAACUCUUUGUUGAAAUGAUUCAUGCUUCUUCUUCAUGGUGGGGGGGGAGAGACCACCACUAAUUGUGCUCCCCUAAAUGACCCCCAUGAGCAGCUUGGGGCACCUGGGGCCGAGAGCGCAUACAUUUUCGAAUAUUUGGAAGGCCGGCGUAGCCAUUGGGUAAGGUGAUGCCACUGCCUUAGGUGGCGGAAGUCGCAAGGAGGCGCCCCCACCCCCCAAUUUCUGGCAAGAUCUCACCAAAAUUGUGUGAGAUCUUGCAGGGAGCACACACAAGAUCUCGCCAGAAAUUGGCACUGGAGGUAGAGGUGGAACUUCCCAUUUUACCUCAAGCAGCAAAACGGGGCACGGCCCCCCUGAACGUGUGACUCUCUUUGGGUGAGAUCCAGCAUAACAUGAGCAGAUGUCCAGUUGCCCAGUGGAGUCUCUCCUAUCUCUUCCAGCCCCCUGCAUGUCCCCCCCCCAAAAAAAAUCUGCUUCUCAUUGACCUGUAUCAUCCUUGAACAGUAGAAAGUAUUGGGUGAAUCAGGCAUGUGGGCAGAACUGAGAUAUAAGACAGCCUCAUCCGAUUCAGUUGUGGGGUCCCAAACAGAGAAAAUGCUUAUUUUUAUGAAAAUGUGAUCCAGGGAUUCUGGGGGGAAGCGUAUUGGUGACGGCACAGGCUCUAGCCAGUAGGUGCUGAUCACAGCCUGUGUGUUUUGUGGGCGUGACUUUCCCACCGUCUCGUUGCAGGGCAUUUUCCAAGGUGUACACAUUUGGUCCGACUUUCCGGGCUGACGAUUCUCAAAGCCGCAGGCACUUGGCAGAGUUUUACAUGGUGGAAGCAGAGCUGUCUUUUGCUGAAAGCCUUCAGGAUAUCAUGCAGGUAUGGAGCGAGUUACGGGGAGCGUGGAAAACGGAGCUCUUUCAAAACAAAACAAAACAAACUGGUAUUUUAUGUGUGGUUUCAAACCUGCUGCCUGUCCUACCUUUGCAGCAGUCGUGGGGGAAUCUUUGGCUCUUUGCUGAAUUACAACUCCCAUCAGCCCCAGCAAGUGUAGCCAAUGGUCAAGGAUGAUGGGAGUUGUAGUUCAGCAACACCCAGAGACCCGCAGCUGUCUUAAAAAGGAUUGACCGGAAAUCUGAAUGAACGAACCAUCAGAUCUUCCACUUCCGGCUAACUUUCCACAAACCUACUGACAAUUGUACAACAGGCGGUGUUUUUUUCCGUCCUGCUAAGUGUUUUAUUACAUUCUUUGUGUCUCCUGCGAAAAGAGUUCAGCGCUAUUUCUCCCAAAGCAGCCAGCAUGGGCCACUUUUUUUUAAAGCUGCCCUGAUGUCCCUGUGCCGGGCGAUAAUAUAGAUUGAGGGCACAAGGAGAAGGAGACGACAGAGGACGAGAUGGUUGGACAGUGUUCUCGAAGCUACCAGCAUGAGUUUGACCAAACUGCGGGAGGCAGUGGAAGACAGGAGUGCCUGGCAUGCUCUGGUCCAUGGGGUCACAAAGAGUCGGAAACGACUAAACAACAACAAUAACAAAUUUUAUGGUCUGUUUUUUAGUAUGCCUAAAAUCAUUUGCUUAUUAGGGGCUACCCCACGUUUUGUUCAAAAAAUUGCUUUGCAGAAGUAACUAACAGAGUUGCCAAAAUUUUCAAAAGUAGGGCGUCCGUGACUUGGCUUUUGGAGAGAGAAAAAAGGGCUCCUCCGUAAUUAGCUAAUUGGGAACCAUUGCUUUAAGGGGGAAAUGCUGUGUAUAAAUAAAUAUAUCAUCACCACAAUUUCCUUUUUAAAAAAAGAGAAAAAAGUGGCUUCAAACAGCAGUAUAAAGACUGUUGAAAUGACCUGCUGUGUAGGUUUUACUCUGGCAGAAGCUCUGUGACGCAUUAGAGCACUUCCUCUUUCAAAGAAAGGAAAACACGGUCUUGGCUUUCGUGCCCCCACCUCUUCGCCAUGAACUAACAGUUUUAAAGUUCCCACAGCGUGCAGAAGAAGCAACUUUCUCUUGCUUGGGGGAAAAAAGUGGGUGGCGUGAAGCACAAAAUUAGUUUUUUCCACUCUCUGGGUGAGCUGGGGUUCAGAAGAGGCCAACUUUCGCCACCUUCUCUUAUUUUUUAAACAAAUAUUUCUUUUAAUAAUCGCACUUAAGCCAGAAAAGUUGAAUACAAAAACAUAGCUAAAAAUACCUAACGCUAAAACAGUUUUCUCACUCCAGGCAAGGUGAUAAACUGUGGUUAAGGAAAACCAAAAGGCUGCCAAACUAGUCCAGCUGGGAAUGUUCAUGUUUUCCUGAACCAUGGUGUAAUGUUGCGUCCGUAUGUGGAGAGUUGAAGCCACCCAAAGCGUGGAAUAAAUUUAAGAAGUAUUGCAUUCUUGCACGUAACUCUGUGCAUCUGUGGCUCCCUCACUUUUCCUUAGGCUAUGGAGGACCUUUUCAAGAAAGUGACCGACACAGUUCUGUCCAGUUGCCCUCGCGAUGUUGAGCUUUUUCAUAAACACGUAGCUCCUGGUCAAGAGGUAAGGGAGAGAAAAGAUUUCUAUUACCUUAAAAGAGAGACAUGGUGACUAAAGCAAACCUCUUAGGUUCUGUUAUGGCUUUCAUGUCUUGGUUGUGGACUUCCUAUGAGCCUGAAGGAGUGUCUCCACCCCCAUCAUUCAGCCCGAACACUGAGAUCCAGCGCCGAGGGCCUUCUGGCGGUUCCCUCUCUGCGAGAAGUGAGGUUACAGGGAACCAGGCAGAGGGCCUUCUUGGUGGUGGCGCCUGCCCUCCCAUCCAAUGUCAAGGAAACAAACAACAAUCUGACUUUUAGAAGACAUCUGCAGGCAGCCCUGUUUAGGGAAAUUUUUAAUGUUUGAUUGUGUUUUUAAUAUUCUGUUGGGAGCCACCCAGAGUGGCUGGGGAGGCCCAGCCAGAAGGGCGGGGUCUAAAUAAUUUUAUUAUUAUUAUUAUUAUUAUUAUUAUUAUUAUUAUUGGAUUGGAUGGACCAGGUAAUGACCCGGCCCAGAUUGUUUUACUGUGGGUUCUCUGCCUAGCUCCUUCAUGCAGCCAGCAGACCAUCCCAAUGCAAAAUGAAGCCACCAUCCUCGCCUUGUGCGUUGGUUGAAACAGCACAAUUCAGCUUUUCCUGUGGAACAAAAUACCCGGGUAGCCUUGACUCUGGUUUCGGUAAGGCCAGAAAUGGAAACCAAUCUCCUGCUUAGAUUCGAUAUGCAAAUCCUCGAUUCCGUUCUGAAAUCCUUUCCGAAAAACGCAAAUGUAAACUCGGUGGUGGUUUCUGAACUCUUCUUCUGGUAGCCUUUGUGAAUUGUUUCUUCCUCUCCCGAAGGCAAAGGUGGAACGGAUGCUGAAGAACCGGUUCAUAACGUAAGCAAAAAAUACAUCGGCGUUCUUGUUUGUUGUCGGCUACAGCUGAAGUUUCCCAGCUUUUUUCCGUUAUAUCACAAUGAAUGGCAGGGUCCCUCCUGCACGGUACAUUUCAAGCAGUAGCAUGUCCCAAGAAUCCUGGGAACUAGUUUUUUAAGGGUGCUUAAGAGUUCCUAUGCUAGUCCUGGGACGGGGGUGUCAUCACAUGGUAGAGCUCUGUAUAGGCAUACAUACAGGUGAAACUUGAAAAAUUAGAAUAUCGUUGUUAGGGUAUUGGGUGGUUGCUCGAGAGCAGUCAGGCAAGAUGCCUCACUAGUCUGUUCUAAAGCUUUCUUAUUGGUGCAAAAAAAAACCUUUACAACGCAGAGCGCCUCUAUUCCAUGUCCUGCUCAUUCACUGGCCGAAUCUAAGAGUGGGCGGUCCUUAAAUCUUCCCCAGCAGAGUAGUCUCUUGACCCCCAGUCUGUGCCUCCCCUCUCUGCGCGAAAGCCUACUGCGCAAGGAAGGCUUGGGUAAAGGAGGACCUCCCUCCUCCCCGCUUUGCUCAGGCAAGGUACCCUGGCACCGCCUUGCAUCCUCCGAGCCCUGCAUCUCCUCCCCACUAGAGGCGUGGCUUGCUUCCUCCGCUGAGGAAGUGCUGUUUCCCACGAUCUUUGGGGGUUCCCUGUAAUCCAUCCACCUUUUCCCCUCUCGCCCCUGAACUGAUGGCAGUUCCCUGACAAUCGUGGAAAAGGCCAAUCCUUGUUUUGCUGAUUUCAAUUAAUAUUCUAAUUUUCUGAGAUUGUUAAUUUGGGGUUUUCAUCAGCUGUGCGCCGUAAUCAUCACAAUUAUAACAAAUAAAGGCUUGACGUACCUCGCUUUUCAUGUCAUGAGUCUGCCUCAUAUAUUAGUUUCACCUUUUAAGUUGAAUUACUGAAAUAAACGAACUUUUCCACGAUAUUCUAAUUUUCCGAGUUUCACCUGUAGGUAUCCAGCCUUUCUUAUGCUCACUGAACACAUGGAGGCAUGGGCCCACAACCCACAGCUUCCCCCCCAUGCAGCCCCACAACCCACAGCUUCCCCCUUGAGAGGUCUAGCGGACAACAACAUAAGGAACAGGCCUUUUCUGUGGUGGCUCCCCAUUUUUGGAAGCCUCUCCCCCAGGAGCAUAUAUUUAGGCGUUUCUCUUCAACCAGGCAAUUUGGCCAAUCAACAUUCUGUGGCCUUUAAAGUUGUUGGGUUUUUUUUGUGGCAGCUGGGUUGUUAUUUUGCUUUUGUUCUAUUAUGUAUUUUGAGUUUUCACGUUGAUGGUGUGGACCACCCUGUGAUCUUCAGCAGCUGCAAAUUUAAUAAAUAAAAUAAAAAUUAUUAAUCCUCCUGCCAUUACUGGGGUGGAUGCACAACACCCCUAGUCUUUUUUUCGUAGAAUUGGUCCAACCACUUGAGAUACAGGAAUCUCAGCUAAAGCAUAUAUGACAGAUUCAAUCCAUUCAGUAUUGAAGUUUUCCUGAAGGGGAAGGAAUUCUUCAGUGAUACGUUCCAUUUCACCCCACAGUGAGCUGUGUGUCAGGGCAUCGCAAAACCUUUGCGGGGAUUAAAAAGGGCCUAUCUCAGGUAUGGGGGGGUAGCCUGCAUCCCUUCAAAUAUUCUUGUAUUCCAUCUCCCAUCAGCAAGCAUGACCUAGUGAUCAGGAAUGAUGGGAGUUGUAGUUGAACAUCUGGAGGUGGUAAACAUUUAACAGCAUCCCUCAAGACAAACCUGCCUCAGAAUUCUAGUUACAGGUAGGUAGCUGUGUUGGUCUGCCGUAGUCGAAACAAAAUAAAAAAAUUCCUUCCAGUAGCACCUUAGAGACCAACUAAAUUUGUUAUUGGUAUGAGCCUUUGUGCGCAUGCACACUUCUUCAGAUACACUGAAACAGAAGUCACCAAACCCUUAUAUAUACUGUAUUGCUGGUAUAGGGUAUUACAGUCAUAUCUCAUGUUGCAUCUGCUUCAGGUUGCGUUUUUUCGGGUUGCGGACUGCCGAAACCCAGAAGUACUGGAAUGGGUUACUUCCAGGUUUCGGCUAUCACGUGUGCACAGAAGCGCCGAAUCGCAACCCGCAUGUGCGCAGACGCAGGUUGCGAACAUGCAUCCCGCACGGAUCACGUUCGCAACCCGAGCGUCCACUGUACUGGUUCGCAUCCUCUCACUAUAUAGAAGGGUCUGGUGACUUCUGUUUCAGUGAACAGUGGUACCUCGGGUUACAGAUGCUUCAGGUUACAGUCUCCACUAACCCCGAAAUAGUACCUCAGGUUAAGAACUUUGCUUCAGCAUGAGAACAGAAAUUGUGUGGCGGUGGCAGUGGAAGGCCCCAUUAGCUAAAGUGGUACUUCAGGUUAAGAACAGUUUCAGGUUAAGAACGGACCUCCAGAACAAAUUAAGUUCUUAACCCGAGGUACCACUGUAUCUGAAGAAGUGUGCAUGCACACGAAAGCUCAUACCAAUAACAAAUUUAGCUGGUCUCUAUGGUGCUACUGGAAGGAAUUUUUUUAUUUUGUUUCUGCCUCAGAAUAGGAUGAUUUAGAGCAGAGAAAUAGCAGCUGGGCGGGGGGGGGGGCUGUUUAAGUGCCACCAACCCUCCCAUCACUUUUCCAGUUGAAAUUGUAUCACCCGAGUGAUUUUUCUUUAAAAAAAUAAAUGAAUUAAAAAGCUGCCAGGAAUUCAUCGUAAGCCCUUGCGUGUAUUAUGUCGUAAGCUGUAAGAGACGCAUUCUCUGUGCCGACAAGUGCAGAAAUGAAGGGUAAUCAUUCCUCCGGCCCGAAAUGUGCUCUGGCUAUGACAUCAAGCCCGCAGACCAUGCUGCUUUCAUUUUAAGUGUGUCGUAUUUGGCUCAGUUGGCUGUGGGUUUCUUCUUUUUCCAAACUGCCUGUUUGUGGCUUCCCGCAGAGCAAUGCUCCAGUCUUCCCAGGGCGGCAGAAUUUAACAUGCACUGCUCUUAGCUGUCAAGAAAUCCUAGUCCACUUAGCCACUGCGAAAUGAAGCUGGGGCCUUCUGCCUCAUCUUGAUGAUGAUGAUGAUGAAAUAAAGCUGGAAAAGCAGCUGCUCUUCCAAUGAGCUAUACUCCUUUCUUGUCGAGACCCUAAACGGCCUUGGUCCUCUAUACCUGAAGGGGCGUCUCCACCCCCAUCGUUCAGCCUGGACACUGAGGUCCAGCUCCGAGGGCCUUCUGGCGGUUCCCUCUCUGCGAGAAGUGAGGUUACAGGGAACCAGACAGAGGGCCUUCUCGGUGGUGGCGCCCGCCCUGUGGAACGCCCUCCCAUCAGGAAAUAAGCAGCUAUCUUAUCUUUAAAAGACAUCUGAAGGCAGCCCUGUUUAGGGAAGUUUUUAAUAUUUAAUGCUGUAUUGUUUUUAACACUCGAUUGGGAGCCGCCCAGAGUGGCUGGGGAAACUCAGCCAGAUGGGCGGGGUAUAAAUAAUGAAUUAUAUUAUUAUUAUUUUAAUUAUUAUUAUUGCUAGUGCAGCAUUCCCUGUUUUGACCGAAAGCAGCUCCUCAGGGUUUUGAGAGGGAGGUUUUUCCCCCCAUUCCCUGUUUCUUGCUCCUUUUAACUAAAGGUGCCGGAGGUGGAAUCUUUGAGCUUCCACAUGUAAAGUAACUGAUCUGUGUUCCCUCCCCAAAUGUUAGGGGAUCACCUGUUCUGAAACAGGGGUGUGGGAACCUUUUCUCACCAGCAGGCCAGGUCUUUUAUCUCCCCACCCCUGACGGGCCAAAUUUGGCAGGUGGGCCCAAGCACUGUCUGAGCUGUUUGAAAUCACUUUUGCAACCAGAGGUUCAGAGAGCAGUGUGGAGCUGUUUGCAAAAGGGCUUUUAAGCAGCCUCGCUUUCAAACAGCACAGAAAGUAGCAUGCCCCACCCCUAUUAUUAUUAUUAUUGUUGUUGUUGCAGGGCAGUGUACAACAAUAAAAACAUAAUUUACACAGCAUAACAAUAAAAACAUAAUACAGUGCUUAAUCAUCAUAAUAACAAUCCCACACACAAACACAUUUUCACAAGCAAUGGACUAUUUAAUGGCCAAAGGCCUGGGUAAAGAGUAAAGUUGAUUGAUUGAUUGAUUGAUUGAUUGAUUGAAUUUAUAUACCACCCUAUACCCAGGGGUCUCGGGGGCGGUUCACUGAAUAAAAUGAAAAUAUAAAACCACAAAAUACCUAAUAAACAUAAAAACAACAACCCAAUAGCCCCCAACCACACACAAAAAAAACACAUUUUAAAAGGGCAUAGGAUGUAAGUCGGAUCAACCAAAGGCCCGGUUAAAAAGGAACAUUUUUGCCUGGUGCCUGAAGGUGUAUAAUGAAGGCACCAGGUGAACUUCACAGGGGAGAGGAUUCUAUAGAUGGGGAGCCACUGCAGAGAAGGCCCUGUUCUCGUGUUGCCACCCUCCAGACCUCUCAAGGAGGUGGCACACAAAUGAGGGCCUCAAGAUGAUCUCAGGGUCUGGGUAGGUUUCAUAUGGAAAGAGAGAGUCCUUGAGGUAUUAUGGUCCUGAGCCGUUUAAGGCUUUAUAGGUCAAAACCAGCACUUUGAAUUGGGCCCGGAAACUAAUUGGUAGCCAGUGCAAUCAGACCAGGAUCGGUGUAGUAUGCUCAAACCGUCUUGCUCUGUUGAGCAACCUGGCUGCUGAAUUCUGCACCAGCUGAAGUUUCCGAAGCAGCCCUACGUAGAAUGCAGUGCAGUAAUCUAACCUUGAAGUUACCAGAGCGUAGACCGCAGUAGUUAGGGACUAUCUCUGUCCCAAUGGGGCGUAGCUGGGCCACCAGCUGAAGCUGAUGGAAGGCACGCUGAGGCCCUGAGCCUUGCAGCAAGGAGUUUCCCUGCCCCUGUCCUAAAAGGCAGACUACAAAUAAAUGUGUGCCCAGAAUGAAUCAGCCCAAGUUCUUAACAGGUUCUCUCCCACCUUCCAGGAUGUCCUACACGGAAGCGAUAGAGGUUUUAAAGCGGGCUCACCAAGAAUUCGUUUACAAACCAGAGGUGAGUGUUGCCGUGUGUGUGUGUUUGUGAGGGAGGGUUUCUUCGAAAAACUAAAUGAAUACCGAGGCCUGAGUAUUAAUAUUUUUGUUUUCCACUUUUUUUUCCAGUGGGGUCGUGAUCUUCAGACUGAGCAUGAGCGAUACCUGGUCCAACACUGUGGCGAGAUUCCCGUAUUUGUGUUCAACUAUCCCUAUGACCUGAAGCCGUUCUAUAUGCGGGACAACGAAGAUGGACCCCAACAUACGGUAAGAGUUCCAAGUCAAAAUGCCUAGGGCCUAGGCAGUGCAGGAUAUUGCCCUUUUGCAUCUGGCUUUCUUCAUAUAGUUUCUGGAAUGAAGCAGUCCAGUCCAGCUCUUCUUUCUGAUGCCCCUAAUCUUGGGGGAAUGUUUGUGUGUGGUGGGUGAAGAUUAAUACAGUGCCCAACUCGAAACAGACCCGUUGAAACAAAUGUACCUAAAUUGGUCAUGUCCAUUAAUCCCAGUGGGUCUACUCUUGAGUAGGACUAACGUUGGCUGCAACCCAUGAUCUCCCAGGAAAGGAAAGCAUUGCCUAGGGCACCACGCAGAACUCCCAAAGCUUCUGUUUGCUGUGUAAUUACUGUGAUUUAGUAUCCCUGCUUACUACUUAGGCCAGGGGUAGCCAGUGUUUUUGGACUGCAACUCCCAUCAGCCUUUGCCAGCACGGCCAAAGGUCAGGGGUGAUGGGAGCUGUCAGUCAGCAGCAUCCGAACAGCACCACAUUGUCAUGCUUUAGUAGGGUGGAACAGGAUUUAUCCAGCUAUUCAAUGCAAAGGGUGAGCAUUUUAGGAAUUCACAUUGUUCGCUGCCGUUGGGUUUUGUUUUGCUUUAAUUGGCUUUUAAUUGAUUUCACCUGUUUUGCAUUUUAAUCUUGUUGCUAAGUCACUUUGAGACUCUUUUUUGUAUAAAGGGACUAACUAAUGCAAGUGAUUAAUUAUAAGUACAUACAUAAUCAUACAUACACAAAGACAAACUGGGUUUGUCAGUGAUUUACAGCGUCCAAAACCUGAUUGCACGACUUUAAAACUUAAAUACUCAUAAUUAAAAAGCACAAUAAAACGGUCCUGUUUCGGCAUUAAAAUACGCACUGGCUAACGCCAUCUUAGAUACGCGAUUCAGAGAGAGAUUUAUUCCUUUAUUCCCCUUUCCUUUCAAGGUGUCGGCAGUUGACCUCCUUGUACCAGCAGUCGGGGAACUUUGCGGAGGCAGCCUGAGGGAAGACCGACCUGAUUUCCUACAGUCCCGCCUACAGAGGUCAGGGAGAGGAUUUCUGCUUCUGGCUUACUGUGGGGAGCUGUUGGACAGUUGGUCAAGGAGGGUCUGUUGAGGACGCCAGCGAUUAAAGGGGAGAGGCCGGCCGCUUGUUCAGACAGAACAGAUGCUUCUUAGGGGAUGCGUUCCUUGACAUGCCAGACUCGUUGGUGCAAUCUGUCCAAUACGCAGAAAUGCAAAAAAAAAAAAAUACUGUUGUAGCCCCUUUCUCACAAAUGUGUUUGGGCUGGGGAGGGGGACAGAAAUUCACAGCCGUGCAUCACCUUGUUGUCUUAAGUGCUUGCUUUUCUAUUCAUCUUAACGCCAACCUAUGAAAAUCUCCUGUGUCCACUAUCGUUUCUUUCUGACUGAUACGCACAUUUUCACAAAAGCAGUUUUCCAUAAUACAAGGCCUUUUGUAGGUUGCUUUCAUGAUGUUUUCCCCUUGGUUCCACAGGCUGGGGCUUGAAGACACCUACCAAUGGUAAGGACGGCCAGGUAUUGUUUGUUGGUCUACGGCUGUGUUCAUAGCGUUGCCCAGGUGGAUCCGAUCCUCCUCCUUUGGGUGGCACACCUGUCUGAGGUUUUUGAGCUGUGAUUCCUGCAUUGCAGGGGGUGGGCUGGAUGACCCUUGGGGUCCCUUCUUAUACUGCAGUUCCAUGAUUCCAAACCUUUGCAACCACCAACUGCUGGUAAAAAGGUAAAGGUACCUCUGACCAUUAGGUCCAGUCGCAGACGACUCUGGGGUUGCACGCUCAUCUCGUCCAAAGGCCGAGGGAGCCAGCGUUUGUCCGCAGACAGCUUCCAGGUCAUGUGGCCAGCAUGACUAAGCCACUUCUUACAAACCAGAGCAGUGCAUGGAAACGCCGUUUACCUUCCCUCUGGAGUGGUACCUAUUUAUCUACUUGCACUUUGACGUGCUUUCGAACUGCAGGAGCUGGGACUGAGCAACGGAAGUUCACCCCAUCACGGGGAUUCGAACCACUGACCUUCUGAUCGGCAAGUCCUAGGCUCUGUGGUUUAGACCACAGUGCCACCCGCGUCCCCACCAACUGCUGGAGGGGAGAACAAAUCCUUUUUCAGUCUUGUGGUGGAGCACAGUUUUGCAAUGGCCCAUCACACCUGCUAAAUGCAUUAGUUGGGACAUAGGACCAUAGAACUGUAAAAUUGGAAGGGUCUCUGAGGGUCCUCUAGUCUAACCCCCUGAAAUGUAGGAAUCUCAACUAAAGCAUCCAACCUCUGCUUAUUAAAAACCUCCAAGGAAAUAGAGUCCACAACCUCCCGAUGGAGACUGUUCCACUGUUGAAUGAUGUUCUUCUGCGUUCCUCCCCCUGGCACCCCCUGACCUGCCUGACAAAGUGAGUGACAGAGCUGUCAUUCUCCCUCAGUGGGUGGCGCUGUGGUCUAAACAACUGAGCCUCUUGGGCUUGCCGAUCAGAAGGUCGGCGGUUCGAAUCCCCGCAACGGGGUGAGCUCUCAUUGCUCUGUCCCAGCUCCGGCCAACCUAGCAGUUCAAAAGCACACCAGUGCAAGUAGAUAAAUAGGUACUGCUAUGGCAGGAAGGUAAACAGCAUUUCUGUGAGCUCCGGUUUCCAUCACGGUGUCCUGUUGCACCAGAAGCGGUUUAGUCCUGCUGGCCACAUGACCUGGAAAGCUGCCUGUGGACAAACGCUGGCUCCCUCAGCCUGAAAGCGAGAUGAGCGCUGCAACCCCAUAGUCGCCUUUGGCUGGACUCCACUGUCCAGGGGUCCUAUACCUUUACCAUUCUACAUCUUUCUUAAAGUAAGGAAGUUGGGCAGAAACAAACCUUUGGGACAAUUUUAGAGGGGGAAGGUGGUUGCUUGUCUUUGUCAGUAACUGCAUUUGACAUCUUCAGACGGGGCUGAGAAUCUCCCCUAUUUGAAAGCCCAGACAGCUGCUGUCAGUCAUUGUAGACAACCAUGAGCUCAAUUUCUAACAUCUCCAGGUAUGACUGGGAGGCAACCCUGGAGAGCAGCUCCCGGUCAGGGCAAACCGUGCUGAGCUAGACGGACCAAUUUGACACCGAAUAAGACAACUUCCUCAGUUCCUGGGACCUAAAUAGAGGCCGCCUGAAUAAACCAAGUAUUGGUAAACGCAACUGAUCUGCCGCCUUGCAUUCCAGGUACAUAGACCUGCGUCGAUUCGGAUCAACCCCUCAUGGUGGAUUUGGAAUGGGAUUUGAGCGCUACCUGCGCUGCAUCUUGGGCGUUGAGAACAUCAAAGACGUCAUCCCCUUCCCACGGUUUUCGCACUCGUGCGUUUUGUAGCCUUUCCCGAAGUUGCCGCCGUCGCUCGUUUUUACAAAUCCGUGCCCUGCUGCCCUGACGACAAAACUGCAGUGUUGUCUGGAAAAAUACAGAGACAACGCUCUCCCCAUCCCCUUUUUUAGCAUUGGAUAAUACUAUGGUAAACUUCGCACCGAAGACAUUUGAAACUGAGGAUAGUUUUGUAUUAUUGCAUUGUUUUUAAAUCCGCAGAGCACUUUGCAUUGUAGGACUCACUGACUGUUUUCGGGGAGGGAAGAGAAUUGUCUUGUCUUUGGCCAUAACUAGAACGAACAAAAUUAAACUUUCACCGAGUGUCUGUUCGUCUGCGAGAAGCGUUUGGGCG